Cimex lectularius (bed bug) is the source of this 1056-nucleotide messenger RNA. RefSeq names its product diphosphoinositol polyphosphate phosphohydrolase 1 (gene Aps). The transcript is spliced from 4 exons. Gene Ontology annotation, biological process: adenosine 5'-(hexahydrogen pentaphosphate) catabolic process; diadenosine hexaphosphate catabolic process; diadenosine pentaphosphate catabolic process. The record is from RefSeq and is a predicted model, not a curated record. The coding region runs from base 523 to 984 and encodes 153 amino acids. Gene Ontology annotation, molecular function: endopolyphosphatase activity; diphosphoinositol-polyphosphate diphosphatase activity; bis(5'-adenosyl)-pentaphosphatase activity. Gene Ontology annotation, cellular component: nucleus; cytoplasm. NCBI's taxonomy places the organism in Eukaryota, Metazoa, Arthropoda, Insecta, Hemiptera, Cimicidae.
GUCUCCGAGUUUCAGCUGACCAACUCUGUGUUGUGUGUCUGUCGCCGAUCGCCAUUCGCCUUCUCCAACUCGGUGUCAGCGUUCGGCUGUGCAUUCGGCAAAGUGUGAAGCUGUGCCAUGGAUCAAAUUCCAAUUAUGUAUUCCUAGUGUCUCAUCCUUGGUAGAGUGGUGGUUAAAUGCUGCGCACCGAGUCGAGUUUUUAUUUUUUAAUUUUAUUUUCGUUUCGAUAGACUUUUAGCCGCUUCUUCUCCUCGGUUUCUCUCGAUUUUCCCCGCUCGCGACAUUUUUUCUCCCCCCGCUGUCGGUCUUUUACAUUCGCCUUUGGAUAAAACCCGCCUCCAAGGCUGACUUUUCAUCUUGAAAAGAGGGAUUUGACGUAGAAAGGAAAAACUAUGGAGUUCACCCUGUGUUUAUUGUAGUCGCGUGUUCUCUCUUCGCCUUUUCUUUUUUUUUCUUUUUUCCCACCAACCCCGUCUUUUCUCAUGUUGUUCGGAGUUUGAGCUUUUUUCUAAGCUGGACGUCAUGGUGAAGGAAAAGCCCGGAUCCACUCGAAUAUACGACCAGGACGGCUUCAGGAGGAGAGCCGCAUGCAUAUGCGUUAAAAGUGAAUCAGAAAACGAGGUUUUGCUUGUGACUUCUUCGAGCCAUCCAGAUCAUUGGAUUGUACCUGGCGGCGGAGUCGAGCCCGAAGAAGAACCCUCUAUGACUGCCGUGAGGGAGGUCGUAGAAGAAGCAGGAGUGCUAGGUGUACUUGGGAGGCGAUUAGGUGUUUUUGAGAACGAUGAAAGAAAGCAUAGGACUGAAGUUUUUGUAAUGGUAGUCACUGAAGAACUUCCCGAAUGGGAAGACUCACGGAGUAUUGGUCGGCAAAGGAAAUGGUUCAGCUUAGAAGAGGCACUUAAACAAUUAUCCCUCCAUAAACCAGUCCAACUGACAUACCUUGAAUCUCUUGUUACACCAAGAAAUGAAGCACAAGUAACCUAAUUUUUACAGAUAGGAAGGAAGCGAGAAAAAAAAUGUGAAUUUUAAAAUAAUGAGAUUUUAAACAUAAAAAAA